Clonostachys byssicola is the source of this 3897-nucleotide messenger RNA. Lineage: Eukaryota; Fungi; Ascomycota; Sordariomycetes; Hypocreales; Bionectriaceae. The record is from the annotation of a GenBank genome assembly.
AUGGCUGCCGCUCGAGGCAUGUUGGACAAGAUACAUGACGAUCUACCCAUAGACCCUCAUGACAGCAAUGCCUACAUUAUGGGCAGCAUCGGACUUCACAACAUCGUGAUUGCCUGCUUAGGAGAAUAUGGCACCAACAAUGCAGCCCAUGUGGCAACACACAUGAGUAGAAGUUUCCCGUUGAUCAAAGUCCGGCUUAUGGUAGGUAUUGGAGGAGGUGCACCUUCAGACGAAUUUGAUAUACGGCUUGGAGAUAUUGUCGUUGGUCGGAGAAUCAUGCAGUAUGAUUUAGGAAAGAUCACUUACAGCGGCAAGUUUGAGCGGACAGUCGUCCUGAGCAAUCUACGCCCGGAACUCUCCUCAACUAUCUCCAAGCUACGGGCAAUUCACGAGUCUACGCCCACCUCAGUUCCCUCUCUUGUGCAGGAUAUGGUUCAAAGAAAUACGGGCAUGGCCAGGUAUUCUUAUCCCCAAGACGCAACAGACAUGCUUUUCUCUGCAGAAUACAACCACAACUCGAAAUUAAGUGCCUGCGACCAGUGUGAUAAAACACAGCUUAUAAAGCGAUGUGAACGAUUGAAUACGACGCCCGAGAUUCAUUAUGGAGCCAUUGCCUCGGGAAACCAGGUUAUCAAGGAUGGAGUAAGCAGAGACCAGAUCGCACAGGAACUCAAAACCAUCUGUUUCGAGAUGGAAGCCGCCGGAUUGAUGGAUCACUUCCCAUGUCUUGUCAUACGAGGCAUCUGUGACUAUUGCGAUUCGCACAAGAACAAGAUCUGGCAGAAAUACGCGGCAGCUAAUGCGGCGGCGUAUGCAAAGGAGAUUCUUAAAAUGAUGGCGAUGACUGCCCCACGGCCGGCGAUCCAGCAAACAGACGCCUCUAAAGUGUUGAUUCAACUUGCGGCAGCGGAAAGGGCCAAACGCAGGCGUGAGUUGAUGGACUCGUUACAAUUCAACGAAAUGUACUGGCGCCAGUCCAACAUCAAAUCCGCCCACCCAGUAACCUGCAAGUGGCUGCCUCAGCAUGAAUCGUACUUUACCUGGACUGACGCUGAGAGGCUUGGUGAUCAUCACGGCUUCCUGUGGAUUAACGGAAAGCCUGGAAGCGGCAAAUCUACCAUGAUGAAGUUCCUGUCUUCUCAAGAAAAGAAAAACGCCGAGAUUAACACAUGUGUGAUCUCUUUCUUCUUCAACGCGCGUGGCAAGGAAGUGGAGAAAACCACUAUUGGGAUGUACAGAUCCAUCCUCUUCCAACUUCUCGAGAGGUUCCCAGAUCUUCAGUCAAUUCUUGACGACUCAAAUCUGAUUCCGCUAAGCCAAAAGGGCUGCCCCGCUCUCGACGUCCUCCAAGAGCUUUUCAGGAAUGCGAUGCCUCUUCUCGGGCAGCGCUCGGUGAUUUGCUAUGUAGACGCUCUCGAUGAAUGCGACGAGUAUCAGGCCCGAGACAUGGUAGAGCAGUUUGAGGACCUUUGCCAAAAAGCCACCGAAGAUGGCCAAAACUUCAGGAUAUGUUUCUCCAGUCGCCAUUAUCCCUAUAUUGAAGUCAGAAACGGCAUUAGAAUAAUAUUGGAAGACCAAGCUGGCCACAGAAGUGACUUGGAUGCAUACAUACGCAGUCGUUUACAGACGGGAAGAAAUCCAGAGGCGGACGACAUUCAUGAGAAAGUUCUUCACAUGGCGGCCGGGGUGUUUAUGUGGGUUGUACUGGUCGUCGAGAUUCUCAACAAAGAGUUCCAACGAGGCCGCUUGUUCGCGGUGCGAAGGAAGCUGGAAACUAUUCCUGACAAGCUCGGCAACAUCUUCAGGGACAUGUAUCUCCGUAUUGGCAUGGAUCGUCAGGAGCUCGUCCUGUGCUUACAGUGGAUUCUGUUUGCAAAAAGACCCCUGACGCCAAUCGAAUUGUACUACGGUAUCCUCUUUGGGCUGUCGGAUAUUGAACAUUCCGAGAUUCUGACCUCAUCAAUUGACAACCUCUCUGCGGAAAAGUUUGUUCUUAGCUCUUCCAAGGGACUGGCAGAAGUGACUAAAGGACCCGAACCGAGGGUCCAGUUUAUCCACGAGACAGUACGCGAAUUUCUCCUUAAAGGGGGUGGUCUUGGUGAACUAUUAAGUCUUGGGAAAGCCUAUGUAGUGGCCUACAGUCAUGAGAAGCUUAAAGAAUGUUGCCAUGCCUACCUCAAAUCCGCCCUCUUAUCACCUCUCUCGGACGGUAUGCCGCUACGAUUUACCUCUCAGUCGAUACCCCUGUCUUGGCACGCUCUUAGAACUAAAAUCACAUCCAAGUUCCCGUUGACAGAAUACGCAUGUCUUGGGAUACUAUACCAUACAAAUUGUGCUGCCGUUGCAGUCUCUCAGGAUCGAUUUGUCGAGGAAUUUGAACUUUCUGACUGGAUUACUCUGAGCAAUGUGUACAGGAAAUACGAAGCUCGGUAUCCGCAAGGUUUAAGCUUCCGGCAUGCUAUGAAAAAGGAAGGCUACAUAAAUUUGAGCAAAAUCGUACAUGAAUCGACCGUGAAAGUGCUGCACGACGCAGUGCUGAGAGGUGAUCACAACAACGCCCGAGCAAUACUAGGCUUGGAGGGCUGCAAGGCUACUGAAGAUGACUCAACAACCAGCUCAUGUUGGCAUCUUUCAUCUCCCCCUAGUUAUGGGGGCACCAUCAGCGACAGCUGCACAAUCAUUCAUGCUGCAGAACACGGCUUCAUCAACGUGGUCAACUCAAUGAUUGACAGCAUUCUACCGAUUGGCCAUGGGGUUUUAGCAGCGCUACUCGAGGUGCCACAUCACAUCGCGGAGGGUCAGUUUGACAUACUUGAAAGACUGGCCACCCUAGCGGUAUAUGAUGAACCGAAUUCUUCUCUCUGUUUGAGGAAGCUUCUAUCUCCGAUAUCGAGACAAGGAUUCACAGACAUUGCGGUGUUACUGUGGGCAAGAGGCAUGAGAAUAAGAGAGGAAGACCUAAUCGAAUUAUUAUUUCUGGCUCUUUCAAAUAAUCACAUCUCGAUGGCCAAACUGCUUAAUGCCAUGUCCCGGGCCGCACAUGAGCCAACAGCGCUGCGGCAGAAGAUGGCAGCCUAUAUCAGAAACAUACUUGACGCACCCCAGAGUGGCUUGCCGGCUUUAUACAAUGCUAGAGAGCUAUGCUUGAUCCAUGAUAUUCCCUCAGAUAUUGAGUACGCUGAUGACUCCCCAUCUUUUAGUGAGGACCGAGGCAGUGACACAUCCAACAGUCAUAGCAUCGGUCUUCAGAUCCGCCCUACUGCUCUGCCCCUUGCUGCCGCAGAAAUGGGGAUUGACGAUAUAUUGAAAUUUCUCAUCAAAAAAAGAACCAUGAUCUUUCAGCGCCCAGAUGGCCAGAAUGUUCUAUCGUGCGCUGCAAGGAAUCUGCACGAAAGCACUACACAGCUCCUUGUCGAAGCAGGAGCUGAUGCACGCUGGCGAGACGAACAUGGCUGCACGCCUGUUGUAAGGGCUCUUGCCGCAUGGCGUGCCCGCGACCAGGGAUUUUUCACGCCACGUUAUACGAAUAUCGCGGAGACGGCAUAUCAGGAUAUAUGGCAGCGAUGCCAUAGGCCCACGCCAUAUUGGCACAUUAUGCAGACAGCGUAUUGGCAUGUUGCGGAGAGAGAAUACUGGAAAAGGAAGCUGAAGGCCAUAGUAGUCUUGCUACUGGCUCGCAGAUCCGACUCCCAAGCCCUUAUCAAGGCUGGCAUACAAGUAAUUUUGCUUUGGGCAAUCGAUAGGAAUCUUCCGAAUCUGGCCUUGGCCUUGGGCACUGUUACAGGCGGCCAUUAUUCUCCAUUGCCGAAACGUGUGAUCUGGUGGUCGCCAGAUCAAUCUAAUGAAGAGGGAUUAGCGAAUGUUAAGUACAAAUUGGGACCCAGACACGAUAAGUAA